ACGUGACGUAUUUUCGGCGAAAGCGAGGGGCGUACAUAUGAAUAAGGUGUCGAUAGAGCUUUCUAAGUUACUUGUUAGAUUGAUGAGACAUGAGUGUAUCGUUCUGAGAAAAAAAGUUUUGCCAGUUGAAGGAGAAGAGAAAAUUUCAAAAUUGGAGGUUAUUCACAGAAUUAUUUUUAUUUUUAUAUAGGAAGAAGUACAUGAAGCAUUUGUUUCUUUUUGAAUUAACUAUAUGCUGAACUUACAAGACGGAACAGACGAAAUCACCACCAUGCCUGACAGUGACACAGGAUCAAAGAAUCGAUCAGAAACAGUGGAUUUGACUGACCAGUCACUACUUGUUGAUAUCUCAGAUGCCCUAAGUGAAAGGGACAAAGUAAAAUUUACUGUACAUACAAAGACAACAUUACCAGAUUUUCAGAAAAAUGAAUUUUCAGUUGUUCGUCAACAUGAAGAGUUUCUGUGGCUACAUGAUGCUUUAGAAAGUAAUGAAAAAUACUGUGGUUUUAUUAUCCCUCCAGCUCCUCCACGUCCUGACUUUGAUGCUUCAAGAGAAAAACUACAGAAACUUGGUGAAGGAGAAGGAGCAAUGACAAAAGAAGAAUUCAGUAAAAUGAAACAAGAAUUAGAAGCAGAGUACCUGGCAACAUUUAAAAAAACUGUAGCCAUGCAUGAAGUAUUUCUACAGAGGUUAGCUGGGCAUCCAGUUUUCAAAGUGGACCAUACUUUUCGAAUUUUUUUAGAAUAUGAAAAGGAUUUAUCUGUUCGGGGAAAGAACAAAAAAGAAAAAUUUGUUGGGCUCAUUAGUAAUAUUAAAGAAUCAGCAGAUGACAUGCUAUUAUCAACAACACAAAAGGAUAUGGAUGAGUUUUUUGAACAUGAGAAGAAUUUUUUGAUGGAAUACCAUACACAAGUGAAAGAUGCUACUUGGAAAGCAGAUAGAAUGACAAGGUGCCGUAAAAAUGUUUCAGACACCUAUCUAACAAUAGCAUCUACUUUACUUCAACUUGCAACAACUGAUGCUACAGAUUUAGAGAGGGCAUUUACUAAAUCUUCAGAAACUCUUGAAAAAGUUCGGAAAGUUGAAAGUCGAAUAGCAUCUGAUGAAGACUUAAAGUUGUCUGAUACACUUAGAUAUUACAUGAGAGACACCUCUGCAGUAAAGAACCUACUUUAUCGAAGACUAAGAAGUUUAGCAAAUUAUGAAAAUGCCAAUAGAAUCCUAGACAAAGCUCGUAGCAAAAAUAAGGAUGUACAAGAGGCAGAGAACCAACAACAGGAAGCAUGUGAGAAGUUUGAAAACAUAUCAAAGUUAGCUAAGCAAGAGCUGCAGGAUUUUAGAACUCGACGUGUAGCUGCCUUUAAGAAAAACUUGGUUGAAUUAGCAGAGCUUGAAGUGAAACAUGCAAAGGCUGAAGUACAACUACUGAAGAAUUAUUUAACAUCCAUCCAGGAAGACGAUUUGAGGCAUUAGUUUGGAAUGGAAAUGGCUAGUUUAUGGGGUGUUUCAAGGACUCAACUAAAACUGCUGACCAGAGAAAAAAGUAUGUCAGACUGACCACCUGUCAGGGCUAAAGUCUAUACCAGAGUCCACUUGUAAUGACACAAAGCUUUGUUAAAUAAAUUGUGAUGACAAAUUGAUUAAGUAUUUUUUUUUGUGUUUGAAAAUGUUUACUCUGCUGGCUGUAUUGUAUGUACAAGAAGCCUUUAUAACUACUUUAAUAUAACAGGGCUGUACUGUUUGGAAAAGGGAAUCUUUUUAACAAAUUUCUGUUAUAUUGUUACUGUAUUGUAUGUAGAAAGGUAUCUGUUAGAGGUUUCUGUUGUAACUGACUCUAGUGUUUAUAAACAUCUUUUGUUACAAUGAUUUAAACUGUACUACUGCUACCUUUUUAUGAUGGUGUGUGUGUGUGUGUGUGUGUCAGAAGUAGAUUUUUUUUAAGUGUUAGCCAUUUUCCAUUCCAUAUGAAAUAUUUGAAAUUUAUCAUGAAAUUGUUAAACAGAGUACAGAGCAUGUUGUUUAGAAUUCCCAAAUAAUUGGAAGAGAGAGAGAGGAAUUAAUCAGAAUUUCAAUUCAUAUAGAAGUUUCUUUUCUGUGUUGUUGUUUUCAGGCAUACAUUCCUCAUAUCUUCUUGACUCUUACACUUAGCCUAACAUACAUUGGCAUAGUAGAGUAUAUUCAGUGUUUAAUAUUUUGGCUAAGUAUGUACCACAGAUUUAGUAUUUGAAAAGUAUUACCUAGUUACUUCUUUUUGCCUUUUUACCCCUAGUCAAAAACUGAUCUUGUGCAAUGAACUUUGUUUUUGUAGUAAAUCUUUUGAUGAUGUUUUAUAUUCAAGUUGAGGGUAAGUGUGAAUUUAUAAAUUUUGAAGCAGAAUAAAGGAUGUUAAUCUUGCCAUUUGAAGUGUUUUCAAACAGAAAAUAAUGUUGGUGUUUACAAACCACUUAAACUAUAUUAUCAUACAGUUAUAAGAUUUGUUGAUUCCACAUUUGAUGACUUGCAAAGUUUCAUUAUUGUGUGGAAUAAAUUAUCCAAAAAAAAAUUAGUUGCUUUGUUUCACUUCUUUUGAAAUGACUACUUUUUGUGCAUUUGAAAUAACUUAAAGUUUUUGAGACCAUUUUACAUUUUAAGCAUGUUUUUGAAGUUAAUUUUGGGGUAAGAUGUAACAAUUUUUAGUCUGAAAACUUUCCGCCAAAUUCAUGAAAAAAGUACAUGUUUUGGGUUUUCAGUGGUGAAUAAAUUUGUGAUGUUUAAAUUUUGGUUUAAAUGUUCUGUAUCUUAUUUAGGACGUAUAUAUUGUCUGUCUUGUUAGUAUAGUAUUAAAAAACAAAUCUGUUUGCCAUAGUGAUUUUGUUCAUAACCAGCAGUUAUUGGUGCACAGUACUGGUCAACUUAGAAUAAUUUUGUCAUUAAAUGUAAAGUCUCGUUAGGUUAUAAUGAACCUUUCGGGUGUUUGUGUUUGUUUAUACAAUUUUAUGAUUAAUCAAACUUAAAAAUUCAAGGUCUAUUUAAUUACUCCACAGUACAAACAACAAUUGUAUGUUUUUUAACUAAAUAACAAGUCUUUGAUAAUAUUGCUAUUAGAAUAUCAUUUAAAUUUGUGUAAUUGAAUAAGAUAUUUAAUUAACCCAUGAGGUUUUUAUAUUCUUUUUAAUCAGCAGAAAAAUAAACUUGCAGGUUGUUUUAUGUAAGCAGUGUUUUAAAAGUGUCACCAAAAUUACUGUAUGAAAGUAGGAAACACUUGUGUUUAAAAUAUUGAGUUCUUCAUUUGUAAUCUGAACACUAUUUAAGAAAAGUGUGUGUGUGCCCACUUAUAACUUGCAAACUGCUUGACCAACUGUUACCUUACUUGGCAUGUACCCAUAGGUCUUCCCUGUGCAUUGAAUGGGUGUGUCAGCUAGUAACAUAUAAUUUUUGUAAAGUUUCCAUCAAGUCAUCAAAUUUAACGUUUAACUGACAAUGUAGGUGUUUCUGGGAGUAAAUUAUAAAUUACUAGCUACAAUACUUUGUAAAGGAAGAACCUGAAUAUAUCUUAAUUUAAAGAAUAAAGUGGUUUGUUAUAUAAAUGUUCAAUCUGUUCUUUUAGUCCAUCAGGUUAAUUUUAUCAUGUUUUAAUCAAAUAAUGGGAAAAUUCAGGUAAUAGAAAAUAAUUUACUUGUUACUUCCCCUGCACAUACCAUAAGUCAAUCUGGUGGGACUUUUAAGAACCUGUUAAUGUUGAGUUUGUAUAUUAAGUUGAAUAUAGUAUUUUGUAAACAAAGUAGAUUUCUCUAUAAAUAUAGUUUAGAACACAGAAUGUAGGAAUGUGUUUGUGUCCAGUGAGUUUCUAUUUCUAUAACAGAUGUUAUUAUGCAUACUUAUUUCUUUAUUGAGUGUUUUCAGAAAAAGUAUUAAAAAUACAUUUGGUGUGUUACUGCUUGAAGAGAAGUAUAUAAAAUUUCUAUUUUUCUCUCCAUUAUUUUUUUUUUAUUCAACAAGUAAAUUCUUCUAGUUGUAUCUUUUUCUUUGUUUAUGUACUUUGAUGUUAUUAACACAGGUGUUGAGUUAUACAAGUGAGAUUUUUAAACUUGGAUCAGUGAGCUGUAUAUUAAAAACUGUUAAGGAAUAAUGUGUUUUGCACUUUUUUGUUUGAAUUUUGGUAUAGGUGAAAAUGAAGUUAUUUUUAACUUUUUUAUGUACUGGUGGUUAGUAAUAUAAUUUUUCUCAAACUUUUUUAAAUGCCAUAAGACAAGGUAAACUAAAAAAUUCUCCAGAACAUAAAGCUAAAAGCAGGUAGUUCUCAAGUUAAUAAAUUAUUACAUAAAUAAAUUGUUCCAGGUUUAUUAAAACUGCAAAAAUAUUUUAUUGAAGUGUGUUAUAUAAAAUGUGUUUGAAAAUUCUGAGACAUUCUGAAUCAAAAUUUCAGACUUUUUCAUGAUUAAGGAAUAUUAAAAUUAAUAUAUUUAAAAAGAUGCAAGUGUAACAGUGUUUUUAAAUAUGUUUUAUUAAUUGCACUGUUUGUAUAACCAAAGGUGGUUGAAAAGAAAGGGUUGUCAUUUUCAUUUUUUGUUUGCUUGAUGGACUUACUGCAUGAUUUAGAUGUUCUUAUGACAGGAAUUUGUUAAAAAUAAUGAAAUGUAAAGUCUGGAAAGAAAAAUAGGGCUGGUAUGUUGAUUUCUUUGUUGUUUGUUUCCAAAGGUCAAGUAGUUUUAAUGAAAAUGAUAUAAUGUCCCAGGUAUAAUAAAGGAGUUUUGGAUGUGAUGCUACACUUAUUUACAUGACAUUCUAAUGAUAUUCAAGAAGUACCAUUUGGUGGUUAAGGUAUAAGACAUAAAAAUUAAGAUACUGUCUUGUAGGCAAGUUGUAAAACAAAUUAAGAUACUGACUCUUAUACUUAAGGUACACAAAAAUUAAAACCUAUUUCUUUGACAAUGAUCCUAAGAGGACUAAAAUUAAAAAUGCUCAGUUAAAGUACAGAAAAAAUAAAACUGACCUAAUCAAGAUACACAAAACUUACUCAUAGUUAAGAAAGAAAAGCUUGAGAUACUGUCUCAUAGUUAAGAUACAUAACUAAAAUAUGAUCGUGGAUUAAAAAUCUUGGAAUUUGGCUCUGAGAAA
Limulus polyphemus (Atlantic horseshoe crab) is the source of this 5098-nucleotide messenger RNA. Its product is annotated as sorting nexin-6-like. Gene Ontology annotation, molecular function: phosphatidylinositol binding. The record is from RefSeq and is a predicted model, not a curated record. The transcript has 16 exons. Lineage: Eukaryota; Metazoa; Arthropoda; Merostomata; Xiphosura; Limulidae. Bases 233 to 1474 code for a protein of 413 amino acids. Gene Ontology annotation, biological process: phagosome-lysosome fusion involved in apoptotic cell clearance.